CCUUGAUCGUGUUGAAAAGUUACAGUAUGUUUAAAGAUUUCCUUUUAAAAUUUACGAUUAAUUGAGUUUCUUUGGGCAGCCUUCUCAAAUUAAAAGAAAAUAUCAAAAAAUCCUCUUUUUGGAUGAUUGUGUUUUCAGCAGUACAGACAGCUGAGUUGAUGUUUGAUCAUUUGGUGACACCCUCUCUCCUCGUGGACUGUGUGUUCAUGCCUUAUUUGGGGCUGCCUCCUGCUCCUCAGGAGUUCACACACUCCAUGCCUGAGACUUGGGCAAAGAUGAAGAGAGUGUUUAGGGUACAGUUCCAAGAAAGUUCAAGGCGGAAGAUAAAGAGCGGCAGAGUCUUGGAAGCAAGUCAGGUCAUGGAGGCAGAGAGCAAGAAAAGAAAGAAGAUUGAUGGGAAGAGGUGAGGUUUUGGGGAGGGGGUGGUGAUUCUUUAUAGCCAAUGACGAGGAAGAAGGGAGGAUUUUUAGGGAGAGGGGUGCACUUGGUCACCACACUCAAUGUCAGCACUCUGAGAAGACAGAGGGUCGCCAGCUGCAGAAAUAAACACUUCCUUACUGGCUUUUUUUUUUCUUUCCUUCUACUUUUUUUGUUUGAAGAGAAGUGCUGACUCCAAGGAAAUUUGUUUCCAGCGAUAGCACAAAGUGGAGGAUGCUCACCUGCCUAUGCUGAAUGAAAGAGGGCAACUGCUGAGGCUCCUGCACACGUGCACACAUCCAGCCCUCCUCUUCCUAGAUCGAUUUUUCCUGUAGUUGCCGCUUCCUGUGUGUCAGGACACAACAGCCUGCCUCGUUUGGUGGCAGGAGAGUCGAAGCUGAAAGAGGAGUUUAUUUGACUGUCGGAGAGGAUGAAGGCUCUGCAGAAGAAUCAGGGCCGCACUGACCAGAUGUUGGGAGCCAUGGCUGAUGUGCUUACGUCUGUGGCCAUGCCCAGUCAACAGUGGCUGUCCGAGGGGGGGGAGGCAGACCUCCCAUCAAGCAAAGAGGAAAAGGGGUCUGUGCAAGACCAGUGGGACCACGAAGGCCUGGAGUGGGAACAACAAUCCAAAGAUAGUCCAGAGAGGAGCGAAAAAACAGACUCGUACUCGGCAGCAGGCAGCGAGGGCAGCAUCUCCACCUCCGUGGCGUCACUGCCCCCUCAGCCAUCAGUCAGCUCAGCUCCCAGCUCCCCGAGCUCCAGGCGAUCUGUUAGCACCCUGAAAAAGUGGCUGACAAACCCAGUAAGAAAACUCAGCGUUGGAUCCGCCGGCAAAGCGGAACGCCAGGUUCGAAAACUUGAAGGAAAACCUCCACUUCUUCCAUCCCAAAGUCAGAGCUUGGAUCUCAACAGCCCCCCAAGGCUUGAUGAAACGCUAACCGUUUUACCUGUCACCCACAGAGAACUGGAGUGGAAAGAUGGCCUUGCGAGCCCUGAGGACCUGUCUCCAGGCUCACUUCAACCCCCCACCUGUUUGAAUGAGUCGCUGACUGGAUGCAUGUCAUUACCCAAUGCCCAGGACACGCAGUCCACCGGUGUUUUUCCCGAUGACAGCGGGUCCACCUUGAUGGACGACACCUCCAGUCAAUGGUCGGCGGCUGCUGACACUGAGGAGGAGAGGAGAAGUGCCUUAGAAAAAAGCAUGUAUGUACUGAGGGAACUCAUUGAGACUGAGAAGUACUAUGUGGCAGACCUUGCGCACAUAGUUGAGGGUUACAUGGGCACAAUGAACUCUAAAGGAGUCCCAGAGGACAUGAAGGGAAAAGACAAGAUUGUUUUUGGGAACAUUCACCAAAUAUACGACUGGCACAAAGACUACUUCCUGGGAGAGCUGGAGAAGUGUUUGGGAGAGCCGGAGAGGCUGGCUCAGCUCUUUAUUAAACAUGAGAGGCGACUCCAUAUGUACGUUGUGUACUGUCAGAACAAACCCAAGUCAGAACACAUCGUUUCAGAGUACAUCGAGACUUAUUUUGAGGAGCUCCGGCAGCAGCUGGGCCACAGGCUGCAGCUCAACGACUUGCUCAUCAAGCCUGUCCAGAGGAUCAUGAAGUACCAGCUUCUGCUCAAGGACUUCCUAAAGUAUUACACUAAAGCAGGGAUGGAUACAGAGGAGCUGGAGAAAGCCGUGGAAGUGAUGUGCUUUGUGCCAAAACGUUGCAACGACAUGAUGAAUGUGGGCCGACUGCAAGGCUUUGAGGGGAAGAUCACCGCUCAAGGAAAGCUGCUGCAGCAAGACACCUUCACAGUGAUUGAACAGGACAGCAGCAUCCUGUCUCGAGCAAAAGAGCGGCGAGUCUUUCUGUUUGAGCAGCUGGUCAUCUUCAGCGAGCCCAUCGAUCGGAAGAAAGGCUUCUCCCUGCCUGGCUACAUCUUUAAGAACAGCAUCAAGGUGAGCUGCCUCGGGAUAGAGCCCAGCUUGGAUGGCGAUGACGGACGCUUUGUUCUGACCUCACGUAAUCCCGAUGGGAGCGUGGUCCGCUUCCAGCUGCAGGCGUCCUCCCCUGACAUCUGCAGAUCCUGGGUCAGUGAUGUGCUGCAGAUCUUGGAAAGUCAACGCAACUUCCUUAAUGCCUUGCAGUCGCCUAUUGAGUAUCAGCGUCGCGAGAGCAAGUCCAAUAGUCUGGGCCGCAGCAUGAGGCCCCCUCUGUCUGCCACCAGCUCCCUGAGACCCCAUUCGUCUGCCUCCAUAGACCGCCAUAAGCUGCCCUCCCUCCACUCUCACAACACCUCUCUGCCCGCGCUCUACCUGCCGAGCCAAGCGCAGAGUCAAGGACCCAACGAGAGCUUCUCACAGAGGGAUGCCACAGAGGUCCAGCCGUGUCCUACUGACCCCCACGCUGUGUCUUCGUCACACAUCCGACUCGGCUUUGCUGAUCAGCCAAACUGUCAAGCUGUGUCAAACGGGCUGUUCACCUCAACCACACAAGCUGCACAGCAGAGAGCAGGAGAGGGCAUCCGCAGGGGAUCGGCUGCUGAAGCUGGGACUCAGGCUCCUCUGUCGGGACCCUCAGCUGGACGACGACCCAGCAACCUGACCCAGCUGGACGAGGAUGACCUUUGAACUUCAUGUGUGGGUCCAGCGGACAGCAACUGAUGCCACUUCUGUGAAGAGAACAAGUCGCCUGUCCGCUCGCCUCACAUCCGAUCCUCCUCUUGUCCAGUCUUGUGAAGAACGCUGAAGGUGCCGUGCAUCGCGGACAGAGAAACUGCUUCUUCAGAGCCACCAAAAGGGAGAGGACAUGGCCUUGUUGACCUUCAGCGGAUCUGAACGGAGCCCAGCGGGACACAACUGGGCUCAGAGUUUGACAAAAAACUGUUAUAACAAAUUGUACCUUUCUGAGAGCUUGUAUCUCCUGUUCUUCUCUCUUUGAGAGCACAAGUGGAAUUUGUUUGACAAUUCCAUUCCUUAUUGGGGCAGUCACUGGAGUUAUGUGUGUGCCUGAAUGUGUGUUUAUAAAAUGACAUGUCUGUGUGCAUGUGACCAUGCAAGAAGUGGCGGUGGCUCGUUUAGUUCCCUUUGGUAAUUUUUUUCUUUUUUAUGCCCCACUCUAAAGAUACAUCCACCAACAUGUAAAUUACGUUUCUUUUUUUAUUUUUUUAAUUUUCCUGCUGACAUAACACUUAGCUGUUUAUAUCAACAAGAACGGGAACGGCGGAACACUUGAUGUGAGAACGCCACAAAAACUUCUGUCUCAGAUUUCAUCAGAAAGUACGGAACUUUCUUUGUUGCCAGUGUUGGGAGCCCCCGUGUGCUCUGAUAUUCUGUUUGACUGGGCUCCCUUUGAUCGGGACAAGAAGGCAUGAGGAAGCCCUCUGGAGGUUCUUUGUGGGGAUGACGUCACCUCAGAUUCCUUUUUACUCUUCAGGCAACUCCUGAGGAGGCAUUCAAAGGGCCCGCUGCGAUGAACCAAAGUGCUGCACGCAACGUCUCCUCUGUGGCUGACUGGCACAAGGCUGCUUUGCAAAAGUGAUCGUUCCCAGGAAGGUAUCCUGUGAUAUGUAGAAGAUUGGGCUCCGAAAUCACAUUGAUUGAAAGUAAUUAUUUUAUUCAUCCCUUUUUAUCACCUUUGCCUUCAAGAAGUAAGCAUAUGUAUCCCAUAAAACUCGAGAGAUAAAGAACUGUACCAAAAUCUAGUUGUCUCCAUAAUCUUUUGCACCAGUGCCAACAUCAACAGCAGAAUCCACCAUAGUUCAGAUCAGAUCUGCAGAAUAAUCGACCGUAUCGGCUCUCACUUUUGAUCUUUAAACCUUGAGUGACAAAGGAGAAGAAAAGGGAGCUAUCCUGCCUGUGGCCAGUAGAGGUCGCUAAACGCUUUCACCUCCACCUCAGUUGGAUCUUGCAGCUGCACCAAAGAUCAAGAGUCCUCACGUUUCAGAGCUCACUUUGAUAAUCUUGAUGAAAAAUUGAAAAUGAUGCCCAAAAGUACAACAUUUACGUUUUUUUAAUUUGUUUUGUUUUAUUUGUUUUAUAAGGAAACAAAAAGUGAUUUUUGCAGUUUUGACCUAUCCCACUUUGGUGUGAUCCGGUGAUGGACAUUUCUGAAGGAGCAGGUUUGCAUGCAACACAAAGGAAUACCACUACAGAGAACCAAAUGUGAGCACCUAAAAGGGUUUGCUUAUGGCUGAACAGAAAACAAUUGUAUCAUAUCAAAUAAAAAGUGUCUUUUGGAAUUUGAA
This is a messenger RNA of Oryzias melastigma (Indian medaka), 4653 nucleotides long. RefSeq names its product Rho guanine nucleotide exchange factor (GEF) 25a (gene arhgef25a). The transcript has 17 exons. Gene Ontology annotation, molecular function: guanyl-nucleotide exchange factor activity. NCBI's taxonomy places the organism in Eukaryota, Metazoa, Chordata, Actinopteri, Beloniformes, Adrianichthyidae. Gene Ontology annotation, biological process: axon guidance. Bases 848 to 3037 code for a protein of 729 amino acids. Gene Ontology annotation, cellular component: plasma membrane; cytoplasm. The record is from RefSeq and is a predicted model, not a curated record.